Messenger RNA from Cladophialophora bantiana CBS 173.52, 876 nucleotides. RefSeq lists its product as uncharacterized. The record is from RefSeq and is a predicted model, not a curated record. NCBI's taxonomy places the organism in Eukaryota, Fungi, Ascomycota, Eurotiomycetes, Chaetothyriales, Herpotrichiellaceae. The transcript has 3 exons. The coding region runs from base 1 to 876 and encodes 291 amino acids.
AUGGACACCCACGCCAUAACAUCCCAAACUGCCAUUAAUGGUGCAUCUCACGACCCGGACUCCCGCAAUUUCGGGGCUCCUUCUGGUCUGUCCAUCCAUCACAGUGAAACAUCCAGGUCAGCCCUCUCUACUCCUAGAGACUCGGUCAACCAGACUACAAGAUCACGCCAGCACCGACAAUUGUCUCUAGCCGACCAUUACAAUCUUCCUCUUCAGCCACCAAAGCCGUGGAGGAGCAAAGACAGAACCUGGACUCACUCUCAGUUACAGAGAGAGAGGUAUGAGUUCUUCGAGACCCGUGUCACUGGGAGCCCCGAUAUAUGGAAUGGCUUGAAGCAGGUGAUUCAAUGUCUGCAUGAAGGUGAUCUGGCCGACGCCCAGGGAAUACUAGAUGCCCUGUCUGUCACUCUCCCGACGGGAAAGCUGGAGGAAGGGGCUUACGAUGAACAUGGAAAUCUGUAUAAAAUACCCCAGGCAGUCAUCUCAGAUCCGACCGACGUUAUCGAGGAUAACACAGACAUGGAUUCCCAAACAGUCACAGGCACUAGUGAUAUCGAUGCUAUUGCGGCCAAAUUAGAGGCAGCAGAGCGCGGCAAUCUGGGCGGGAGCAAGGAUAGCUCUAAUGAGGAAAAGGCCAAAGAAGUCAAGGGUAAAGCGCCCGUCCCAAAGGAUGCCGUUAAAGUCAGAUGCCGGCUUAGCGAUCGUGGGGAUCCCGAUGUGGUUGUUCUGCUCGGCAGAAGCCAGAGGGUCCCCAGCAUAGCCAAGAUACGGAUUGCAUACCUUGGUAAGAUUUUGGACGAAAAGCUCACCUUGCUAGAUCAAGGCUGGAAAGAAGGGCAUGUGGUUAACGCUCUCGUGGUGGGGGUGUACAGCUGA